This is a messenger RNA of Prunus armeniaca (apricot), 1020 nucleotides long. NCBI's taxonomy places the organism in Eukaryota, Viridiplantae, Streptophyta, Magnoliopsida, Rosales, Rosaceae. The record is from the annotation of a GenBank genome assembly.
AUGGCUUCUCUCUCCCUUUCCGCUUAUCAAGAACAGGAGGAAAAAAAAGAUGUCCUCCAAAACUGCGAAGAAAUUAUCUCAACCCUCCCUAAAGACACAGGCUGGGGAACCGAGCAUUACUACCAAUAUGAAGGCUUUUGGUACCCCAAGAUUUUUCUUGAAGGUGUCAUUUGGGCACAAGCAAAUUUCAGGGCUAGAGACAAUGACAUUUUCUUGGCCACUUUUCCCAAGUGUGGUACAACAUGGGUGAAGGCUCUCAUGUUUGCCAUCCAAAAUCGAGAAAACUAUGAUUUUUCGUCACAUCCGUUGCUCACAAAAAGCCCUCAGGAUUGUGUGCCCUACAUAGAGUUACUUGCUCACCAAGAUAACCCAAUUGACUACUUUGACGCUAUGGCCUCACCUAGAUUCCUUGCGACUCACAUUCCACACAGGUCAUUGCCAAAGUCCAUUUUGAAUUCUGGUACUAAAAUUGUAUCCGUUGCUAGGAACCCAAAAGAUGUUCUUAUUUCUUAUUGGGUAUUUUCCCAAAAAAUAAGAUCAAAUAUAAACAAGCUAGCUCCUCUUCCCAUAGAAGAGGGGUUUGAGUUGUUCUGCAAAGGGGUUGCACUUUCUGGUCCAUUUUGGGAUAAUGUACUGGGUUAUUGGGAAGCAAGCUUGGAAAACCCAGAGAAGGUUCUGUUUUUGAAGUUUGAGGAUAUCAAGAUUGACACAGAAUGCUCUGUAAAGAGGCUGGCAGAGUUCAUGGGCCUUCCUUUUUCAUCAAAGGAAGAGCAAGAAGGUGCUGUGCGAGAAAUAAUAAAGUUGUGCAGUUUUGACAACUUGAGUAAUUUGGAGGUGAACAAAAGUGGGACAUUUGGUCUGGGGUCCAAAAUUGAUGGCGUUAGUAGAAAAUUCAGCAAUGAUAUCUUCUUCAGACGAGGGCAGACUGGAGACUCAAAGAACCACCUGACACCUGAGAUGCUCGACCGUCUUGACAAAAUUACAAAGCAAAAAUUGGGCGCUUCUGGUCUGAAAUUUUAG